AUGUUAUACUGAUUUAUUACAUAAUGUACUACAUCAUAUUUCUAUAUUAUUACAGACAAACACUGAGUACAAUUACUUAAUCAAAUUAUAUACCAUUCUGGUGUACACUGUUAAAGUAGAUGGUAUCAUAUUACUCUUACAUGUACUAUACUUUGCUGCUACUAACAACACCACUAUGUCACUAUUUUUUAUUUCUAUUCCUAUUUGUAUUAUACAUACUAUUCUCUAUUUAUCUGUACUUGUGCUGCAGCAACACCUGAAUUUCUCCUCCGGGGAUCAAUAAAGGCUUAUCUUAUCUUAUCUUACAUCCCACCUCAGCCUCAGUGACCCAUGGAGGCUGCCCGCACUUCAUUUUGGGGUACCCACACUAACUUGUCUGAUCCUCGGAUAACUACAAUACCCAGAGUUCCCUGCGGUCAAUCCACUCCCAGUUGUAGAAUGGCAGCGGUGAACUUUAACCAGUGUUCAUGUGUGUUUGGUUGUCGGAGGAGUGGCUAUAUGACAGACUUAUCAAAUUCCCGUGCAGCUCGCCGACCUGCAGGACAUGAUCAUGGGGAGCACUCUGGUCAAAUGUGCCGCCACCGACCUGAGCAUCCAGUGGGCCGGCUGGGCUCUGGCUGCAGCUUUCAAAACCGAGAAGUUUUAUGAUUUGGCAGGAUCUGGCACAUUUAUACUACUUGCCCACCUGAGUCAUAUUUGGGGAGGAGCCAGCCACGUCCGUCAGAAGGUGCAAACUGGGUUGGUGACAGCAUGGGGACUCAGGCUGGGGACAUUCCUCUUCAUGCGGAUCUUGAAGGACGGUCAUGAUCGCAGGUUCAACAAUGUCAGAGACAGCCCAGGGACUUUCUUUGUAUAUUGGACUAUUCAAGCCAUGUGGGUAUUUAUGACUCUCCUGCCCACCCUCAUGCUGAACAGUGAGAAGCGAGAUGUGCCUCUGGGAACGAGGGACUAUAUUGGCUGGACUGUAUGGGGCCUUGGCUUCGCUACUGAGGCUAUUGCUGACCAGCAGAAAUGGCUUUUCAAGCGUGACCCAGAUAAUGCUGGGAAGUUCAUCCAGAGUGGACUAUGGGCCUACAGCAGACAUCCAAACUAUUUUGGAGAGAUCCUGCAGUGGUCGGGUCUCUGGCUCUCAGCCUCAUCAGUGAUGCAGGGUCCCCAGUACCUGAGUGUGGCAUCACCUCUCUUUGUCUGGUUCCUGCUUCGUUACGUCAGUGGCAUCCCCAUCCUGGAGAAGCAGGCCAUGAAGAAGUGGGGAUCUGACGCUGCCUUCCAGGACUACAUCAAGAACACUCCUCUUCUCUGGCCAUGGCCUAAAUUUUGAUGUUACAUAUGUGUUAUGUUUGAACAUUUUCUCAACCGUUGUACCAAUAAUUGCCUCACACAAAGAAGGCAUACACAUUCAAGUCAUUAAGUGUUCUGAGUAGAAUACAUUGAAAUGAGUGUGCAGUUGUAA
Messenger RNA from Siniperca chuatsi (mandarin fish), 1453 nucleotides. RefSeq lists its product as uncharacterized. Gene Ontology annotation, biological process: lipid metabolic process. Lineage: Eukaryota; Metazoa; Chordata; Actinopteri; Centrarchiformes; Sinipercidae. Gene Ontology annotation, cellular component: membrane. Gene Ontology annotation, molecular function: oxidoreductase activity, acting on the CH-CH group of donors. The transcript is spliced from 5 exons. The record is from RefSeq and is a predicted model, not a curated record. Bases 545 to 1321 code for a protein of 258 amino acids.